Musa acuminata AAA Group (dessert banana) is the source of this 3883-nucleotide messenger RNA. RefSeq lists its product as uncharacterized. Gene Ontology annotation, biological process: endosomal transport. The transcript has 4 exons. Gene Ontology annotation, cellular component: AP-type membrane coat adaptor complex. The record is from RefSeq and is a predicted model, not a curated record. Lineage: Eukaryota; Viridiplantae; Streptophyta; Magnoliopsida; Zingiberales; Musaceae. The coding region runs from base 125 to 3502 and encodes 1125 amino acids.
CCGUCCUCUCUCUUUCCUCCCUCUCGCCACCAUCCUCCCCUCUUCAAUGGCAACCUCCUCCUCCUCCUCCUGCGAUAUCAAGUGCUAGAUUGUGAAGAGGAUUAGGAAUUCAAAUCGAAGAGAGAUGGAGAAGCAGCCGCCAUCGCCCUCGCUUUCCCUGCAGGAGUGGGAGACCCUCCUCGACGACUUCGGUUCCGGCUCCCCCGCCCGCUGCGCCCGGUGGCUGCCCCUCCCCCUCCUCGACCUUGCACUCAACGCUUUCCUCCGCCGCGACUUCGCCUCCCACCUCAAGCCCCUCCUCCUCCUCUUCAUCGACGACCUCCUCUCCUCACCUACAUCUGCCCCACCCCCCUCCGACUCCCUUCCCCCUCUAAUCGACGCCCUCCGAUCCCUCCUCCUAUUCUCGUCCCCCUCCGCUUCCGACCCUUCUCCCGCUCCCGCCGCCGCCCUCCUCCGCGACCAGUUUAUGGCCACCGCCGUCUCCGCUGCAGUCUCCUCCCUCGACGCCCCACUCGACGCUUCCUCCGCCGCUCUCCUCGAGCCCCUCGUGGAAGCCCUCCUCACAGUCACCAACCGCCCGAAUCACGGUCCGGACCGCCAGUCCCGCGCCGCUGCCUGCGAGUGCCUCCGCGAGCUCGAGUCCGCCUUCCCUUGCCUCCUUGCCGACGCCGCCGGCCACCUCUGGGCCCUCGCCCAGGCCGAGCGCACCCACGUCGCACAAAGCUACCUUCUUCUCCUCGCCACUGUCGUCCGUGACAUUGUCCUCCGCCCUGGUCUUCUCUCCUCCCCAACCUCUAUCCUCUCCACCUUCGUCCCCCUCGUGCCCUUUAGUGCCCCUAGCUGUUUCUUGUCUCACCAUUCUGCCGAUCGUGACCGCGAGCCCUCGGAGGUGAACCUGAGGGAGAUCAAGCGGGUUCUGGGGUUCCUCUGGGAGCGGCCGCAGGCCCUGACACCGGCCGCCACCAUGGAGCUGGUCUCGAUCUUGACCAGCAUCGCUGGCGCGCUGGAGCAGCACGUGCCGACGGGCGGGGCGCUCCUGAAGGUGCAGUUCUCUGGCCUGAUUUACUCGUAUCACCCAAUCCUCUGCCAUAUCGUUCUCAUGCUCUAUUCCGGCUUCCCAGAUGCCUUUGCUGGCGAGGACGAGCGCAACAUCGCUCGCCGCCUCGCCCUUAUGGCCAGAGAAGCCCACCAGCCCCUCGUGUUUCGUCUUCUCGCGCUCCACUGGCUGCUGGGCUCGCCUAGGCUUGGCAAGGGAAAGGACUCGCUUGCUCCCUUGGCGCCCAGAUUUUACCCUGGGGUUUUUGAUCCUCUGGCUUUGAAAGCCAAGAAGCUCGAUGCUUUAGCGUGCAUUGCAGCGAGUUUGGAUACUUUGGAAAUGAGAAGAAAGGGGGAGGAGGAUGGUCGAAGGGCCUUGAUAGUGAAGCUCUUUCAGGAUGGGUUGGUUUGCAUCUCUGCUUACAAGUGGCUACCGCUGUGGAGCACAGAGACCUCGGUUGCCUUUCGGAUGCUUCACAAGUUCUUGGUUGGAGUCAUCCCACAUCGUGACGAUUGCUCAGAGGAACCUCAGCUUGUUUUUCUCAUGGAUUCCACCAUAUUCAGCACCCUUCAGAGUAUGUUGGUAAAUUUGGCAUUGGAGCACCACGGUUUGGUUCUGGUCAUUGGCAUUUUUAUCGACCAACUGUUGAAAUGCAAGGGUCACCAGUCCGUAGGGGAGCGACUGCUCCAGAAACUUGAUGAGCAUUUGCUUCCGAAACUUGAGAUGGGAUACCGGUUGACUUCUUAUUUUCCCAUUUUUGAGAGGAUUGCUGAGAAUGAUACCAUUCCACCCCAUGGUUUGUUAGAGUUACUUAUGAGGCAUAUUGUUUCUAUAUCAGUGAAACAUGGACCAAACUCAGGGUUGAGUUUAUGGUCUCAGGGGACUAAAGUGUUGGGUAUCUGCAGGAUGAUGCUUAAGCAUCACCACAGCUCAAGGAUUUUCCUUCCUUUGUCACGCCUUCUAGCAUUUAUUUGCCAAUGCUACCCAGACUUAGAAGUUCGUGACAAUGCAAGGAUCUAUCUGCGGAUGCUUGUCUGCAUUCCUGGGAAGAAGCUAAGGCAGGUGCUGAAUCUUGGUGAAGAGCCUUCAGGAGUCUCACCAUCUCCUCACCCAGGCUCACUUUUCCAAGUUCCAUCACCUCGCCACUCGGAAAACAUCAAAAAGUCAGGCAGUGUCUCUUCUUAUAUUGAUCUUGAAAGGGUUGUUCCACUUAUUGUGAAACAGUCAUGGUCAUUAGUUAUACCGAAAUCAAACAUGGAAGAUAACACGGAAGCAAGUAAUGUUGUAGGUAUAAGUGAUAUCAGCAUUUCUCCUUCUGCAGAAUCAGACAAGGAUGGUGAAAUGAACUUUGAACAAAUAAGUUAUAUUAAGGAACCACUGAGAGUGAUGGAUGCAAAUGUGGCAGAAAUUCUGGGAGUCCUCCGGAAGCAUUUUUCAUGUAUUCCUGACUACCGACACACGUCUGCAAUUAAGAUUAGAAUACCCUGUACACUAAGGUUUGAGUCUGAACCAUAUAGCCAUGUCUGGGGAGAUGGUUCAUCUACUUUUGAUUCAGAAGAGGGGGAGACUUUGCCUGCUAUGUAUGCAACUACUAUCACAUUUUCAUCAACAGCUAAGUAUGGCAAAAUUCCACCAUGUCGGGUACCUUUUCUUCUCGGUGAACCUUUGAGAAACAGAUAUGAUAUCGUACCUGCGGGCAACAGCUUUGAGGAGGGCUCAAGUCAUCGUGCUUCAGUAAAUAUAGAAUUGGAACCUCGUGAGCCAAUGCCAGGUCUUAUUGAUGUUACUAUCAAGGCAAAUGCAGAGAAUGGGGAAGUUAUUUCCGGAAGGCUACAGAGCGUUGCAAUUGGCAUUGAAGAUAUGUUUCUUAGGGCUAGUAUACCACCUGAUAUUGAAGAGGAUGAGGUGCCUGGAUACUAUUAUGAUCUGUUUCAUGCACUAUGGGAGGCUUGUGGUAAUUCUGCAAGCACAGGACGUGAGACGUUCCCUCUUAGUGGAGGUAAAGGUGCUGCAGCAAUUCAUGGCACACGAUCUGUGAAACUUCUGGAAGUAUUUCUGGAUUCUUUGAUCAAGAAUGUUGAGAAGCACCUGGCUUCAUAUGUUGUGAGUGUCACUGGCGAUCCACUGGUGAAUAUCGUAAGGAACAAUGGAAUUAUUAGAGAUGUUGUGUGGGAAAAUGAUGCUGAAGCUUUUGUUGUUCAUGAUGUUAAUGCGCUGAUGCCAUAUUCUGAAAAUGUACCUCUUCAGCUCCCAUAUUUUGAUGAACAGGGUGAUGCAGAGAAUCUUUCACCUGUCAGUAAGAGGACAAUUGGUACCUUUAUUAUUUUGAUAUUCCUACCACCCAGAUUCCAUCUCCUUUUCCAGAUGGAAGUAGGACAUUCAUCAACGUUGGUACGAAUAAGAACUGAUCAUUGGCCAUGUCUUGCAUAUAUUGAUGAGUACUUGGAGUCAUUGUUUUACACAUAGAAGGAAACAAACACAAGGACAUAUUCUGGAGUGCUACAACGAUUCUAUCUUGGCAAGCUUUGUCCUCUUAAAGAACUUUAUUCAUCAGCUUGACUGAACGAACACCCGUUUUAAAUCCUAGGCCAAGUAGAGCUGCUGGAGGCAUCAAGGAAGUGAAUUUGGGAGUGAGACUUGAUUCUCCAAAGCAAGAAUCUGGAUGGAGUAUACCACUUGUAGUUGAGAAAGGUGAGAGGAACUAAAGUUGGAUCUUUUGAUUGUAAAUAAUGUUAUUUAUUCAUUUGGAGGAUGUACUUGUUCAGUGUUAUUUCCUUUGGAAUGAGUCAUAACUUGAUCUUGUUUCCUUUAUUCCUCAUAUUAUAUUUAGGUUUUUGGUCUUUGCAA